CAGGGGCUCAUAGGGGAGGGAUAGUCUAUGGGGUGGAAGACGUCCCCUCUCCCCACCUCUGCUUUCUGUUCGCUCUUCAACAAGCUCUACUCUGUCUAGGAAGUACGCUGUGUAUACCAUUCAUUCUGAGUGAACUUCUCUGUUCUCUUUGUAGCAAUCUCUACUCUGUCUAGGAAGUACGCUGUCUAUACCAUUCAUUCUAAGUGAAUUUCUGUGUUCUCUUUAUAGCAAGCUCUGCUCUGUUUAGGAAGUACGUUGUCUAUUCCAUUCAUUCUGACAGAACUUCUCUGUUCCCGGGACAAUGCUGAUGCUCGAGCCCAGCUUCUCUGUAUCACGAUGUUUAUGUGUGGAGUGGCUACUAUACUACAAACGACAACUGGCAUAAGGCUCGGCAUUAUUCAGGGAGGAUCUCACACUUUUAUAGCACCAAUUGUCGCCAUGAUGUCCAUCCAGAAAUUUAGAUGUCCGGAUGUCAGUGCUUUAAAAGAAAACGCAACUACAACUGAUCGAGAUGAAGUGUGGCAAUUUCGUCUUCGUGAGAUACAAGGGAAUUUAAUGCUGGCUUCAGUAACCCAGGUUGUGCUGGGUUGUACCGGGCUGAUGGGCUUUUUCCUUCAGUUUAUCGGUCCCCUGACCAUUGCCCCAACUAUCUCCCUAAUCGGCCUGUCUCUAACUGCUGUAGCUGCAGACUUCAACAAAAUACACUGGGGCAUUUCUAUGCUGACACUGGUAGUUAUGGUUGCCUGCAGUUUGUAUUUGGGUGGAUUCCAGAUUCCGUUUCCAUCUUACUCAAGAGAAAAGAAAUGUCACGUGACAAAAUACCCAUUCUUUCAAUUAAUGCCUGUUCUUAUAAGCAUCAUAGUCAGCUGGGUUUUGUGCCACGUCCUGACCGUGACGGACGUUUUUCCUAAUAACGUCACAUCCGUCAGUUACUACGCAAGGUCUGAUGCCAGGCUUGACGUUUUAGACUCCAUGCCCUGGUUCUACUUUCCGUACCCGUUUCAGUUUGGGAUGCCCACUUUUUCGGCAGCUGGUUACGUGGGUAUGCUUGCCGCCACGCUGUCGUCUGUGAUAGAGUCUAUUGGCGAUUACUUUGCCUGCGCCAGAUUAUCUGGGGCACAACCCCCACCAAUUCACGCGCUCAACAGAGGGAUCGCUACAGAGGGGUUCUCUAGCAUCAUUUCCGGGAUGGUUGGCGCGGGACAUGCAACUACGUCUUACUCCGGCAACAUCGGAGCGAUUGGCAUCACGAAGGUUGCCAGUCGUAGAGUGUUCCAGGUGGCGGGAUUGAUCCUGCUGGUAUGUGGGAUUAUCGGUAAAUUUGGCGCAGUCCUGACUCUGAUUCCCGAUCCCAUUAUCGGUGGAAGUCUGACAGUGGUGUUUGGGAUGGUAGCAGCCGUGGGAAUAUCUGUCCUGCAGUUCACGGAUCUGGGAUCGACAAGGAAUCUCACCAUAGUAGCUGUGUCCAUUAUCCUGGGAUUGAUGGUCCCGCAGUGGCUGCAGAGUAAUCCGGGCGCCAUUGAUACAGGUAGCCGUGACUUAGACCAGGUUCUGGAAGUUCUGUUAGGUACUGCUAUGUUUGUGGGAGGAAUUCUUGGAUUUAUACUGGACAACACAGUACCUGGUACACCGGAAGAAAGGGGACUGAUAAAAUGGCGAGAGAACACGUAUUCCUCGGAGAGCACACAAGAAUUGACACCAGUACAGUACGAAUGGCCGUACGUCACAAAAUAUGUGGAAAAACUGAAGUGUUGUUCAUAUUUCCCUGUGUCUCCGACCUUCAAAGAAAUCCCUGUCGUGUGUUGUGGGACCCGUGACCGACCCCCCGAUACGGAGGUGGAUGUGGAGACCGCCGAAAACACAGAUCUCUGAUCUACAUACGAGUAAUAGUGUUAGAGAGAGGAAAGAGUAGCUUCAUGAUAUUCUGCUGUUAAGUUUUAUAAGUUAAUGUCUUUUUUAAACUAAUUUGCAUUAUUUUUCUAAUCUUAUAAUGGAGUAGGCAUUUGCCUGAUUCUCAUUCAGAUUCCUUUUAAUUAAAUACAUGUACAUGUAAAUUGCGAAUCAUGAUAGAAUUAUAUAGCAAGUUACAUCAUGUGUAGCUGUUCACUGACAUUGAUUAUAUUUACCUGAUUUUAUAAAUGACUUAUGCAUGAACAACAAAUUGUUAUUGAUAGUUUUGAAUUUCU
This is a messenger RNA of Saccostrea cuccullata (small rock oyster), 2186 nucleotides long. RefSeq names its product solute carrier family 23 member 2-like. Lineage: Eukaryota; Metazoa; Mollusca; Bivalvia; Ostreida; Ostreidae. The transcript has 11 exons. Gene Ontology annotation, biological process: transmembrane transport. Gene Ontology annotation, cellular component: membrane. The coding region runs from base 337 to 1872 and encodes 511 amino acids. The record is from RefSeq and is a predicted model, not a curated record. Gene Ontology annotation, molecular function: transmembrane transporter activity.